Molecule: messenger RNA, 495 nt
Organism: Aureococcus anophagefferens
Lineage: Eukaryota; Pelagophyceae; Pelagomonadales; Pelagomonadaceae
Exons: 6
Coding region: 1-495 (164 amino acids)
Source: RefSeq, a predicted model, not a curated record
AUGACCUCUCUGUUCCGACCCUACACGAGUCAAGUAAACGCAUCUGUGGUCCGGGGUAGUAAAAUGCAACUGGACCAAGCCAUUCCUUCAAGGUGGGGACAGGAACUAGCCUGUGUGCCGCUUGGCUUGGCUUGGGAAGCCCUCCAGAAUCGUUGGAAAACACGACAGGACUGGUCCCGUCGUGCAUUUACGCACCGACAUAGCUACACGUCCCUUGACUUCGUCGGGGGUAUCCAGACGGCUACAUCUCAUAGUGCAGCCCAUGGUAGAAAAAUUCUGUGUGGUGGCAAUUUCGACGUAGCCCACGCUCGGAAAGAGGAUGAUGCCGACCGGAGCUUUGAUUCAAACAUAGCACUGUUGGAUACUCUCGUACCUCUAACAGCCUCUGUUCUAAAACUAGAGCACAAGAAUAAUGAUGAAGUUGCAAAUGCGCUGUGCGCGAUGGUCCCGGUAGCCCCUAAUGAAGUGAGUCGACCGAUGAAGAGUCCCGAGUGA